GGUGUUAGGACGGUAUGAUUGGCAGCCAGGGAGGAGGGAGAGGAGGGCUCGCAAGAGCCGAUAUGUCGGCCAUCUUAGAGUGUCGGUGAUGGUGGCAAGUGGUGGUUUUCCCGCCUGAGCGGAGGCAGCCUGGGGCCUGUGGCGGGGGGACGCGCUUGCUGAGGAUACCCUGUAAUGGGCAAGGAACCUGAGAGAAUACAAAUAGUUCUUGUUUCCUGAUUUUUUUUGUUUAACAGACCAGCAUGUUUUGGAAAUUUGAUCUCCAUUCGUCAUCUCACAUAGAUACACUUCUAGAGAGAGAAGAUGUAACACUGAAGGAAUUAAUGGAUGAAGAGGAUGUUCUGCAAGAGUGCAAGGCUCAGAAUCGCAAACUUAUAGAGUUUCUGCUGAAGUCAGAAUGUUUGGAAGACUUAGUUUCGUUUAUUAUCGAAGAGCCACCUCAAGACAUGGAUGAAAAAAUAAGAUAUAAAUAUCCAAACAUAUCAUGUGAGCUGCUUACAUCAGAUGUCUCACAGAUCAAUGAUAGGCUGGGAGAAGAAGAAUCCUUACUUAUGAAACUGUACAGCUUCCUCUUAAAUGAAUCUCCUCUAAACCCUUUACUGGCCAGUUUCUUCAGCAAGGUGCUAAGUAUUCUUAUAAGUAGAAAACCAGAACAGAUUGUGGAUUUUUUAAAGAGGAAACAUGAUUUUGUAGACCUCAUUAUUAAGCACAUAGGGACCUCUGCUAUAAUGGACUUACUGCUCAGGCUACUGACUUGCAUAGAACCUCCACAGCCACGACAAGAAGUGUUAAAUUGGUUAAAUGAGGAGAGAAUUAUUCAGAGGCUUGUAGAAAUUGUACAUCCGUCUCAAGAUGAAGAUAGGCACUCAAAUGCAUCACAGUCACUCUGUGAAAUUAUUCGUCUGAGCAGAGACCAGAUGUUACAAGUACAGAACAGUUCAGAACCAGAUCCACUGCUUGCAAGUCUAGAGAAACAAGAAAUUGUAGAGCAGCUGCUGUCUAAUAUUUUCCAUAAAGAAAAAAAUGAAUCUGCAAUAGUCAGUGCAAUCCAAAUACUAUUGACCUUACUUGAGACAAGACGACAGACAUUUGAAGGCCAUAUAGAGAUCUGUCCUCCAGGCAUGAGCAAUUCAACAUAUUUGGUCAACAGAAGUGUUUUAGAAGCCAUAAAGGCACGACUUUCAUCCUUCCAUGAACUCCUGCUUGAGCCUCCAAAAAAGAGUGUCAUGAAGACAUCCUGGGGUAUAUUGGAUCCACCUGUGGGAAACACACGUUUAAAUGUUAUCAAAUUAAUAUCUAGCCUUUUACAGACAAAUACAAGCAGUGUAAAUCAGGAGCUUAUAGAGCUUAACAGUAUAGGAGUAAUACUGGACAUGUUCUUUAAGUAUACAUGGAACAAUUUUUUGCAUACUCAAGUAGAAAUCUGUAUUGCUUUGAUUCUUGCAAGUCCUCUUGAAAGCACAGAAAAUGGCACAAUUACAGAUCAGGAUUCCACAGGGGGCAAUCUUUUGCUGAAACAUCUCUUCCUCAAGUGCCAAUUAAUAGAACGAAUACUUGAAGCAUGGGAAAUGAAUGAGAAGAAACAGGCUGAAGGAGGAAGACGGCAUGGCUAUAUGGGUCAUCUGACAAGGAUAGCAAACUGUAUUGUGCAUAGUACGGAUAAGGGGCCAAACAGUAGACUAGUCCAACAACUCAUUAAAGAGCUUCCUGAGGAGGUCAGGGAGCGAUGGGAGGCAUUCUGCACAAGCUCUUUAGGAGAAACUAACAAGAGGAAUACAGUGGACCUGGUUACUACCUGCCACAUUCAUUCUUCCAGUGAUGAUGAAAUUGACUUUAAAGAAACUGGCUUCUCACAGGAUUCCUCUUUGCAGCAGGCCUUUUCUGAUUAUCAGAUGCAACAAAUGACGUCCAAUUUUAUUGACCAGUUUGGCUUCAACGAUGAGAAGUUUGCUGAUCAAGAUGACAUCGGCAAUGUUUCUUUUGAUCGGGUCUCAGACAUCAACUUUACACUCAAUACAAAUGAAAGUGGCAAUAUAGCCUUGUUUGAGGCAUGCUGUAAGGAGCGAAUACAGCAGUUUGAUGAUGGUGGCUCUGAUGAAGAUGAUAUUUGGGAAGAAAAACAUAUUGCAUUUACACCAGAGUCCCAGAGGCGUUCCAGUUCGGGCAGUACAGACAGUGAAGAAAGUACAGAUUCUGAAGAAGAAGAUGCAACAAAACAAGAUCUGUUUGAAUCGCACACCAGUACAGAGGACAAAAUGGAAGUAGACUUAAGUGAAUCACCAAACUGGUCAGCUAACUUUGAUGUACCCAUGGAGACUGCGCAUGGUGCCAAUCUGGAUUCUGUUGGGUCUGAUGUGUGGAGUACAGAAGAACCUAUGCCAGCAAAAGAAACUGGCUGGGCUUCCUUUUCAGAGUUCACAUCAUCUUUGAGCUCAAAAGAUUCCUUAAGAAGUAAUUCUCCUGUGGAAAUGGAAACAAACACAGACCAAAUUGAUCCAUUGAGUGCAAAUCUAACUGCUCUUGCAACACAGCUAGAGAACAGAACAAAAAGCGCAGAUGGGAAGUCCAGAGUGACUGGGCCUCCCAAAGCCCCAGGAAGUGUUGCUAUGGAGGCCAGCUCAGAUGGAGAGGAUGAGGUAGAAAAUGCAGACAAGGUAACUGAAACAGUAAUGAAUGGCAGCAUGAAGGAGACACUGAGCCUUACUGUAGAUGCUAAAACUGAAACAGCUGUUUUCAAAAGAGUGUUGAAAUCCUAUCGUGAGGAAGGAAAAUUGUCUACCUCACAGGAUGCUUCUUGUAAAUAUGUAGUAGAAGAGGUUGUGGAAGAGGCUCCUUCAGCUCUGCAGCCUACUAACAGCAGUCCAGAACAGAGCUUGGCUACUAGUACAGUAUUGCAGAAUACUAAUUCAAGAUACAAUUCUGAGAGGACCACCAUCAAACAAAGCAAGCUGCUCUUGCAUAGAUAUGUUUCUCUUCAAUUGUCAGUGUUUUUAGAGCUUAGCAGCCAAAGACUUAGCUAGGGGACUCCUGCUGGUCAUGUGCAUGUAGAGCACGGACCCAAGAGUGGCUUCUCUGUGAUGUACACCAUCAGAGAACAAGAGUUACAGGAAUGAUCAGCACACCCAUUUAGGAGAGGCAUCUGUUAAUGGCCCUGUAUGAUAUGUGAUGUCCCCUACCUUGGUUGAAGAAAAUGAACUGAUAUCCAGGUGUUUGAGUAUUUCUUGAGGAUUUCAUCUAGACCCAGUUUAAGCCAGUCACUGCUGCACUAAUUUCGCAAGGGAUCAGGACCAGCAACAUUUAUAUUCUAGGUUUUAAGACAUUGUACAGAAAUUCAUAAGUGUAAAAAUAUUGCACAUUGGGAAAUACCAAUAAUUUUUGCGUAUGUUUAUAUUGUAUUGCUCUAAAAAGUGGGUGGCCUGUGAAAUAAGAUCCUGCUACCCAUGUAAUGAUGGCAGUAGUGUUACUAUAGUUUUAAGUUACUGUAAGAAUAGUUUUAUAAAAAAGUGAAUACACAAAUCUAAGGUAUUUGAGACACAACUAUUUGACAAUUAGUGUGACCAAAGUAUUUAGCAGUUUUCAUAUGUUUUUUCACCUUGUAAAAGGAAAAGAAAAAAUGAAUUUGUUUCUUCUGAAACUGCCCUAUAAAUGUUAUUUUGGUUGCUUUAGAUUACAAAAAGUGAUUUAAAUAAGAAUUUUUUUGGUGUUCAGCAUUUUACCACAGAUUUUUUUAAUUGGUAAUUGUUUUCUGUAUUGUUUAAAUAAAUCAAAAAUGUAAGUCUAUUGGUAGAGAUUUUAAGUAUUUAUUGCUAUAACAUAGUUGACAAGUUGAUGUUACUGUAAAGCCAUAUGUUCUGUUAAGUCUUGUUUGCUUGAAACAAUACCUUACAGGUGAAACACUAGAAUAUUUGGAGUGCACAUGGCUUGUUGUGUUUAAGUGAUUCACCUGCCUUUUAACCCAUUCACCAAGAUUUAGUUUAAUACCAAGCAUUAUACAGUGGAACAUUUCAGAACAAUCUGCGUAUUUUAAAACGCUGUAAUCCUUUUAGACAAGUAAAUGAAAUGCCCAUGCUGCUAAUGUAAUUACAGUACAUGUAUUUUAAAAGUAUAUAGUGUUUUUUAAUACAGAUUUUGGCAGCAGAGCAUGUUACUUUCACUGUACUGAUCUGUGUGAGGCUUUCAUUUGUAUGUUCUAAACCAGUUUUUUUUACAGCUGGUUUGUGUAUAUAUAUAUAUAUAGUGAUAUUGGAAACUAAUUCUGUGUAAUUUAUAAUUUUCUAUGUCGGUGUAAAACUCCAACAACCUUCUCAAACAAACAGAAGCAAUAUACUGUAUAUUGCCACAUUUUCUGGUGAAAGGGUUAAAAUACUUCACCUCCUGCACUUUUAGAUGCAAAUCCAUAUUUGUUUCUGUAAUAGUUAUAUUCAUUUAUUUUUUACAUCAUUGGUUUUCCUGACCAGUAUUUAAAGCCAAAAGGAUACUCUAGACAAUGGUCAAUGAUUUAUUUUAGAAGGCGUCCCAAGCAACGUGCCUAAACGUUACAUUGCAUACAGAAAUAAAUAAUUAAGAAAUCCCCAAA
Molecule: messenger RNA, 4576 nt
Organism: Columba livia (rock pigeon)
Lineage: Eukaryota; Metazoa; Chordata; Aves; Columbiformes; Columbidae
Gene: PPP6R3
Product: protein phosphatase 6 regulatory subunit 3
Exons: 28
Coding region: 243-3020 (925 amino acids)
Cellular component (GO): cytosol; nucleus
Molecular function (GO): protein phosphatase regulator activity; protein phosphatase binding
Source: RefSeq, a predicted model, not a curated record